AUGUCUGAGGAUAUUACUACCUGUGAAAUGCUGUCCUUCUGGGAUGUGGCCAUCGAGUUCUUUCCAGAAGAGAGGGAAUGUCUGGACUCUGCUCAGUGGAAUCUGUACAGGGAUGUGAUGCUGGAGAAUUACAGCCACCUUGAAUUCCUGCGUCUUGGUGUCCCUAAGUCACACCUGGUGACAUUUCUGGAGCAAAGACCAGAGCCUUCAGAUGGGGAGAGACAAGCGGCAGCCACGGUGCACCCAGGAACAAUACCCGAAGAUUUUAGUAUUUUCUCCGAGACCAUUGAUUAUAACUCACUACAUAUUCAAUGCCAGAGAAUUCAUACAAGGGAGAAACCCUACAAGUGUGAAGAAUGUGGUAAGGGCCUUAGUUCUUAUAAAGCACUUUCUAUACACCAGAGACUUCACACUGGUCAAAAACCCUACACGUGUAAAGAAUGUUACAAGGCCUUCAAUACUCGCUCAUCUCUUUUUAUACACCAGAAAAAUCAUACUGAUGAAAAAACCUACAAGUGUGGAGAAUGUGGCAGAUCAUUUUACUAUCCUUCAAUGUUGAAGCAACAUCAAAGGAUUCAUUCUAGAGAGAAACCCUACAAAUGCAAAGCAUGCGGCAGUUGUUUCUUCUCGUUUUCAUGCCUUAGACAACAUCGAAGAAAUCAUACUAGAAAGAAAUCAUACAAGUGUAAGAGGUGUGGCAAAUGUUUUUGCUUCAUUUCAUCCCUUUGGCAACAUCAGACAAUUCACUGUAAAGACAAUCCCUACAAGUGUGAGGACUGUGGCAGAAGCUUUAAGUCUUCUUUAUCCCUCAGACGACAUCAAACAAUCCAUUCAGCACACAGUCCUUAUACCUGCGUACACUGCGGCAAAUGGUUCCCUGUUCUAGGGCUCUUCGGGAUCAUCAAACAAUUCACACUGGAGAGAAACCCUACAAGUGUGACGAAUGUCACAAAGCCUUUCAUUACCACUCAUCCCUUAAGACACACAGGAGAGUUCAUAUGGAAGAGAAACCCUACAAGUGUGAGGAGUGUGACAAAGCCUUCCAUUAUCACUCAUCCCUUUGACGACACAAGAAAGUUCAUAAUGGAAAGAAAUCCUAUAAGUGUAAGAAGUGUGACAGAUGUUUUAACUCAUCUGUAUCCCUUAGACAACAUCAAAAAAUCCAUUCUGAAGACAAUUGUCAUACCUGUGUACACUGCAGCAAAAGGUUUUCAAAGUCUAGGGAUCUUCGGGUUCACCAAAGAAUUCAUACUGGAGAGAAACCAUACAAUUGUGAAGAAUGUCACAAAGCCUUUCCUUAUCUCAAUUCCCUUAGGAGACACAGGAAACUUCAUACUGGAGAGAAACCCUAUACAUGUGAAGAAUGUAACAAAACCUUUCAUUGUAAUUCAUCCCUUAGAAAUCAUAAGAGAGUUCAUACUGGAGAGAAACCCUACACGUGUGAAGAAUGUCACAAAUCCUUUCAUCUUAACUCAUCUCUUAGUAGACACAAGAGACUUCAUACUGGAGAGAAUCCCUACAAAGGUGAAGACUGUGACAAGUGCUUUUCCUCAACUUCAUCCUUCUUAUGACAUAAAAUACUCAUUAUGUGGAGAAUCCCUAAAAUUUUGGGGAAUGUAGCAAAGACUUUAUUAAUCUUAAUAUCCUUGUUCAACACAUGAUAUAGUUAAUGCAGGAGAGAAAUUCAACACAUAUCUUAAAAAAGUUUACUUCUUAAAGCACAUCAAAUGAUUCAUUCUGACUGCAAACUUCAUGAGUGUGUCAAAUGUGUUAAAAUCUUUGCUAACAAAUCAGAAAUUAUUCUCCUGGAAUAGUUCAUCACUUUGGGAUGUCAACAUCAACAUGUAACUUACUAGGGCGCGAAUACUAAGAAUGUCCUCAGAGAACAGCAGAGACCUCUCUUUGCUGUAACUCCCCACAGUUUGUUCAGUCAAUGUGUUUAAAACUUGCCUGCAUUAAUAAGUCUCCAUCUUCUGUAACCAUAAAUGCUCCAUGAAUCCUUUACCGUGCCACAGCUUUGUCCAUUGGUUGCCCAGAAUCUGAGAUCUGGACUGUGGCAUAGUUACUGUUGUUUUUCUCAAUGAAGUCAUCCAAACUGCUCUAGUAUCUCCCCCUUGGUGUGUAAGAAGCUCUGCUUCUCUGAGCUAGCAGAUUUUCACCCAGCAUUUGAAUCUAUAUUGAUAAUCCUUAUUGGUAAAAUAAAAGGACAGAGACAGAGUUAAAACUGUAUAAAUACUCUUGCCAUCUAAGACACCCACAGCGAGGCAGCAGCUGUGGCUGCAGAGGUGUAGCAGAAUUUGAACAGAUACCCUGAAAACAGCCAGUGAUGGA
Messenger RNA from Chionomys nivalis (European snow vole), 2331 nucleotides. RefSeq names its product zinc finger protein 58-like. The transcript has 4 exons. Gene Ontology annotation, biological process: regulation of DNA-templated transcription. The coding region runs from base 1 to 1620 and encodes 539 amino acids. NCBI's taxonomy places the organism in Eukaryota, Metazoa, Chordata, Mammalia, Rodentia, Cricetidae. The record is from RefSeq and is a predicted model, not a curated record.